Messenger RNA from Salvia miltiorrhiza (redroot sage), 758 nucleotides. Its product is annotated as copper transporter 1-like. Lineage: Eukaryota; Viridiplantae; Streptophyta; Magnoliopsida; Lamiales; Lamiaceae. Gene Ontology annotation, biological process: copper ion transmembrane transport; intracellular copper ion homeostasis. Bases 124 to 591 code for a protein of 155 amino acids. The record is from RefSeq and is a predicted model, not a curated record. The transcript has a single exon. Gene Ontology annotation, molecular function: copper ion transmembrane transporter activity. Gene Ontology annotation, cellular component: plasma membrane.
AAGUACAACCCAUAUAUGUAAAAGCAUCUCUAUUAAACCUCCAUCAUCUCCCCUAUCAAAUUUGCUCUCCACCCAAUCCCUCCUCCAAACAAUCAAAACGCAGCGUUUUCAACAUCCGGUAAAAUGGAUCACGACAUGCCCGGCAUGAUGUCGCCGCCGCCACCGGCUGCCAGCGGCAUGAGCGGCCAUGAUCAUGGUGGUGAUUCCAUGAUGGGGUCGUCCAUGACACACAUGACCUUCUUCUGGGGCACGGACUCCGAGAUUCUCUUCUCGGGGUGGCCCGGGACCCGGACGGGGAUGUACGUGUUGGCCCUCGUCUUGGUAUUUUUCCUCGCCUUUAUCAUCGAGUUGCUUUCUAGUGUCCUACAGAGGGCCGGGAAAGCCGGCCCUCUGCUCCGGACCCUCGUGCAUGGUCUAAGGAUCGGGUUGGCUUAUCUUGUUAUGUUGGCGUUGAUGUCGUUUAACGCCGGAGUUUUCAUCGUUGCGGUCGUCGGGCAUAGUUUAGGGUUUUUCGUGUUUGGAAGUAGGGUUUUCAACAGAUUCUUUGCUGAUUCGGACAAGGUUAGUUAUGAUAAUCGGGUCGGUUGCUGACGUGGCUCUUUCUGUCUCUCUCUUUUAAGUAUUUUUUUUUUGGGUGUGAGUGGAACUUGAUGAAUAUGUAUAUGUUUGUUAGUAUUGUGUGUUAAAUUAAGAAUGUUUUCUGUAAAUUCCUUUCAUUAUUUGAAUCCGUAUUGGAAUUUGGAGGAGUACAUGAUAAA